Botrytis deweyae is the source of this 3054-nucleotide messenger RNA. RefSeq lists its product as uncharacterized. NCBI's taxonomy places the organism in Eukaryota, Fungi, Ascomycota, Leotiomycetes, Helotiales, Sclerotiniaceae. The record is from RefSeq and is a predicted model, not a curated record. Bases 1 to 3054 code for a protein of 1017 amino acids. The transcript is spliced from 5 exons. Gene Ontology annotation, molecular function: ATP-dependent chromatin remodeler activity; ATP binding.
AUGGCGAGGUGGUUCGCCUUUAUCACACCUAGUGAUGGUAACCUGCCAGAUUUCGAGGCAUUUCAAAAAACUGAAUUGCAUUUCAGAGUGGAUCGCAAUAUAUUGUUCCAGGCCAUUGAAGACUUGAAGAACCCAACAAUCAUGGAUUUGAUCACCGGAACGGACAUCAUGAUCAAGAAAUCCGACAUUCCCGCACCACAAUGCCAACAAAAAAAUAUCGAGAGGUAUUAUCGAUGGCUUCAUGUAAUGAACCUCAUCAUUCUCAAUUACCCGGAACAUUUUGAAGGUGAUCCUGAACCCCAUACUGCCGACUACGAAAUUCACACUGCUGAAAAUUCGAAUCGCGCGCUGGCUGUCUUGCGGGCUUUCAAUAAGAAGGACGUUUCGAAAGUGAAGUCUCAGUUGGGUGUAAAACCAUUAUUCCAUACCCCAAGAAUAUCCAAGGUGAUGCCAUAUCACACCACAAAGUCAUCCGAUGACUCACUCGCUUGUGUAAGAAGUCAAUUUCAUCACCAGAAGCAAUCAGCAUACAGGACUCGCAAAAUUGUCGACUGUCCAGAUGGUGAUGACUUCGACGACGAGGAAUCCGUCAAGACAAUUUUAUCAUUUGCCAAGGAAUGGAACGGCAAUGGCAUAUUAACUGAUGUUCAAAGGGAUGCCACCAGUCGCCCACUCGUAUCCGAAAAGAAUCUGGAAAUAUUUUUCGAGGAGGUUCAAAACGAACUCGAGCCUCUCAUUGAGCCAAGUUUCGAUGAGAUUAUUGAUGCAGCCCAAAAAAUCCAAGCUGAAUGGGUGGCUACGAACAUAUACCCUGAACAAACAUUCCAGAAUGAGUACACGAAAAUACUCGACAGGAUGUCCGCUGCAUCCGCCAUCACCCCACCUUUUCUUGAUUGUUCCGUAUGUCUUGGAUAUGAAGAUUAUGGAAAGCUUCAGAUUGAGAACAGUACCCUCAUACCUUUCUCACAUCAAAUCAUGGAUGUGACAUGGAUGAUCAGAAUGGAAGAAUCUCCCUACCACGGAGGAAUCCUCGCUGGAGAUCCGGGAAUUGGCAAAACAAUCACCAUGUUAUUGCUCAUCUAUUUUCAGUGGAAGAUAAACAAGAACAAGCAAGGCUUUCAGCAUCUACCAACCCUCAUUCUCGCACCAAGCGCCCUCACUGGGGUUUGGUUUGAUGAUUUCGUUAAAUUCUUCAAAAACAUCUUGGUCUGUAAACUUUUCCUUCCCGAUACACAGAUAUACGGUGCCGAUCGUGAUGAAGCAAGUAUCGGAAAGACUGCAAAAGACCUAGACGAUUACUUGGGUUCAUUGGAUACUUCUGAUCCAGAUACCUUAAAGAUCUUUAUUAUAUCGUCUUAUACAUGCUUUCCCGAAAGGGUAUUUCGUAACGAUGGUGGUGAUGGAAGAAUAUUACUCAGGAAUAAGGACAAAUUCGCACGAUUUAUCGGAGACGAAUUUCAUGCCCUUGAGAAUUUCGGUACCGUCAUUUCGAAAUGUGUUUCCGGCUUCAAGUUUAAAUCUAUUCUGGGCGCCACCAGAACACCCAUCUUGAACAAGGUCGAUGAUAUUUAUGGAUACCUCUUCCUCUUUGCUAGAUGCCGGGCCUUCUUUUCGACUCAAAAUCUUCCUAAAAAGGAUGACAUGUCUAGUCUAUUCCAGAUCUACGACGGGCACGAUGAAUCUUACUUGAACUAUCUCAUAGAUCAAAGUCCGGAAAACAUCAAAAGAUUCAAAGAUGCAAACGCACUAGGGUAUCCAUUGCAAAUGUUGUGUCCUCAAGCAUUUCGCUUGGUUGGAUGGAGAACCAAAUGGAACAUUGAAGCAUGCAGAAUGGUUUUGCCACCUAUCCUGAUUGAAAUCCAACUGCGCAGAUUCAUGGGAAAGAGGAUCGAGCUCUCAGAAGGAGAGUUUGUUACACCAGGUGGAAGCGUACCUCCCUAUAAGAUGCUCACGGUCCAUCUAAAAAUGCCUCAGGACGUUUCCGACAAAUACAAGAGAAUGACUCGCAACUGGAAAGAUCAAAUCGGAGAUGGAGAUGCGCUCGAUGAUGAGAUCGAAGACGAUGUACAAUCCCAUAACAUGAACAUCCAAGCAAACCGAGGUCUUAUGCACGCCUCUUUUGACCCCUCAUUAACAUCCUUAACUGUGACAGUAAGAGAGGGAUUAAAAUCCGGUGGUUCAAAAGAGGUGAACUCUUGGAGAUCUCUUGAUAAAGAUCAUGGCGCCACAUUCAAAUUCCUAAAGUCCAGAUCUGCAUCAGAACAGAAGUAUCCACCAUACUCCGAAAGGCUGCAAAUGUCGACAACCCUGAUGGAGGGAGAAAGAGCAGUCAUCUUCUUUCAUUGGCCCAUGCCCCAAUGGGCAUGUGAAACAUUAUUGAAGCUUUUACAGUUUGAGAUCCUAUCUCUUUGUGCAUGGCACACAACUGCAGAGAGAGAGGAGAUCAUACGAAAAUUCAAUGAUGUCAACUAUGAAUGCGAUGCUCUUUUAAUCACUUUUCCAAUAGGUGCACAAGGUUUUAACAUUCAAGACAGAGCUAGGUACAUGAUAAUGGGGGAGUACGCCCACUCGAUGGAAGUUUUCAUAAAAGCAGGCGGGAGAAUUAUCCGGAUUGGCGCUCGUCGAGCGGCGUUAAUUUUGAUACUACACACUGUAGGCACACAUGGCGAUGCGUUACGCUUGAACUUGCUCAAGAAGCUUGCUUCACGAAUCAUUGCAGAAUCAGACUUCGACACGAACGAUGAGCGUGCAAUCAGACGCGAAGCUAUGCGCAUGGCAAGGAUGCUGUUAGGAGUGAGUGGAGUCGUCGUACCAAAGGAACUCGAAAAUUUCGAGGAAAUGUACCAAAAAUCAUUUGGUGAUUCUGGACCUCAUCUUCCAGAUCAUUACAAUGUUCAGGGUUUGAAUUCUGCUGACGGGGUCGAAAGUGAUGAGGAUGACGCUGAGGAAAAUGAUAGCGAGGAUGAAGAAGAUGAUAGCAUCAAGAGUGAGAGGUCAGAUAGCAUGGAGUUAGAGCAUUACGACAUGGCCAACCAAUUUGGAGUUCGUCAUUGA